Molecule: messenger RNA, 1431 nt
Organism: Acaromyces ingoldii
Lineage: Eukaryota; Fungi; Basidiomycota; Exobasidiomycetes; Exobasidiales; Cryptobasidiaceae
Exons: 5
Biological process (GO): post-transcriptional tethering of RNA polymerase II gene DNA at nuclear periphery; transcription elongation by RNA polymerase II; poly(A)+ mRNA export from nucleus
Cellular component (GO): transcription export complex 2
Molecular function (GO): RNA binding; double-stranded DNA binding
Source: RefSeq, a predicted model, not a curated record
CCUCCGUCCUCGCCGCCUCCCCAGCCGCCGCAUACAAUGGCUUCGAGACACUCUAUGACGCCGGCCGACUACGGCGACGCCAUCAUCCAUGCGGUCAAUGAGUCAGAUGGGUAUGAGCUAGCCGAGCUCUUCACUAUGCCCUUGCUAGGCGCUGCUCCUGGCGCUUUUACCGCGACGGCCGACGUCUUGAUCCAUCUGCGCGAUCCUAAGCCAUACAAGAUCCAGUUGGCGCUUCGGAAGUGCAAAGGCUACCUCAAAGCGCCGUGGGAGGAGCUGGCAACGAAUCACCUUGUCGCUGCCCAGAGACUGUCGCUCAUCGACCCAGAUCUCCUUGGGCGGAGUCGCUCGAAGCAAUCCUUCGGACACAAUCUACGGGGCUUCGGCGCAGACGCAAUUGUUGACAAUGAAGGUCGGACGGUCAAGGAGGUCCUCGAAGAAGCUUGGGAGGGUGUCAAUGCCGUCGUCGUCGCUCUGCUACGAUUCUUCUCAUCUCAAAGCCCUGGGCGAUGGUGUUUGCCACUGAUGACGACGGUACUCUCGUCGUAUCGCAGGCUCUCGGUCAUUGUUGAUCGAGUGACUUCUACCAAAACCGCAUCUUCGUCCUCUACCUCUUCGCCUCAGCCCCAUCUCGAAGAAUGCGCGCGACAGUUGAACAAGGCAUUCAGCGUCUGUGUGUCAGACCGAACUACCGAGAUGGAGGGCAGCCGCAAGUGGGGAACCUACGAGAUCGUAGGCAUGGUCUUUCGCGGCUACUUCAAGCUCAAGUCCCUUCCUUUGUGCCGCAACAUUUUGCGUGCGCUGACAGCGGCAGACUUGCCGCCCUUGGAAGCGUUUCCUCGCGCGCAGCAAGUGACCUUUCACUACUACGUUGGCGUCCUAGCCUUUCUCAACGAAGAAUACACCAAGGCCGAAACUGAGCUUUCAGUGGCUUUUGACGCCUGCCAUGCAUCGCAGCGACGUAAUCAGUCGCUCAUUCUCAAAUACCUCAUCCCCUGCCGCCUCCUGCGGGGCUCGCUACCUUCGUCACGCCUCCUGCGACCUUUUCCCACCCUUUCUGCCCUCUACCUCCCCUUCAUCCAGUCAUUCCGGCGUGGCGACGUGCGGUCGUACGAUGAGGCGCUUUCUGACCCUGUGAAAGAACGCGCGCUAGUCGAAGCAGGUACCUACCUCGCUAUUGAGCGUGGCCGCGAAGGGUGCCUGCGUGGCUUGUUCCGGCGCGUUUACCAGGCCACCGAUAAGCAGACGCGCAUCCCCAUCGACACAUUCCACCGCGCGCUCCGCUUCGUCGGCGUCGAUGUCGAGCGCGAGGAGACAGAGUGGUUCGUCGCUCAGCAGAUUGCAAAGGGCUACAUGCGCGGCUACAUCAGCCACGAGCGUCAGAUGACCGUCUUGUCGGCCCAGAAUGCCUUUCCGAGCUUGCACACCGUCGCG